GACGCUUCCCCGCGGAGGGCGCCUGUGCGGAGUGUCGGCUGGUUCCUGUGGGGCGAGUAGCGUUCCGUUCCUUUCCCUCGCUGCUUUGUCUGUGCAGCACUGCCAGCCCCUUCGCCGCCAAGAUGCCGCGGAUUAUGAUAAAAGGCGGUGUGUGGCGGAACACUGAGGAUGAAAUUUUGAAAGCAGCUGUGAUGAAAUAUGGCAAAAACCAGUGGUCUCGUAUUGCAUCUUUAUUGCAUAGAAAAUCAGCAAAGCAGUGCAAAGCCAGAUGGUAUGAAUGGCUAGACCCAAGCAUCAAAAAGACAGAGUGGUCACGGGAAGAGGAGGAGAAACUCUUGCACCUGGCCAAGCUAAUGCCAACCCAGUGGAGAACCAUUGCCCCAAUUAUUGGGAGAACUGCUGCACAGUGUUUGGAGCACUAUGAAUUUCUUCUGGACAAAGCUGCUCAAAGAGACAAUGAGGAAGAAACUGCUGAUGAUCCUCGGAAACUUAAACCUGGAGAAAUUGAUCCAAAUCCAGAAACUAAACCAGCCAGGCCAGAUCCUAUUGACAUGGAUGAGGAUGAACUUGAAAUGCUGUCUGAAGCUAGAGCUCGUCUGGCUAAUACACAGGGAAAGAAGGCCAAAAGGAAAGCAAGAGAGAAGCAGCUGGAGGAAGCUAGACGGCUUGCUGCUCUCCAGAAAAGACGAGAACUUCGGGCUGCUGGAAUUGAAAUUCAGAAGAAAAGAAAAAAGAAGAGAGGUGUGGAUUAUAAUGCAGAAAUUCCAUUUGAAAAGAAGCCUGCCCCUGGCUUUUAUGACACAUCAGAGGAAAACUACCAGUCUCUGGAUGCAGAUUUCAGAAAGCUACGUCAGCAAGACCUGGAUGGAGAAUUAAGAUCUGAAAGGGAGGGAAGAGAGCGCAAAAAAGACAAACAACAUAUGAAACGAAAAAAAGAGUCAGACUUACCUUCAGCUAUUCUACAGACCAGUGGAGUGUCAGAAUUUACCAAAAAAAGAAGUAAGCUGGUGCUUCCAGCUCCUCAGAUAUCUGAUACAGAACUUGAAGAAGUCGUGAAAGUAGGCCAGGCGAGUGAGAUUGCACGCCAAACUGCUGAGGAAUCUGGAAUUACAAAUUCAGCUUCCAGCACUCUUCUCUCUGAAUAUAGUGUGACCAACAACAACAUAGCACUAAGGACUCCCAGAACUCCUGCAGCGCAAGACAGGAUCCUGCAGGAAGCCCAGAAUCUGAUGGCUCUCACAAAUGUGGAUACCCCCCUGAAAGGAGGACUUAACACUCCCUUGCAUGAAAGUGACUUUUCAGGGGUAACACCGCAGAAACAGGUUAUCCAAACUCCAAAUACUGUGCUUUCCACACCCUUCAGGACACCUCAUGGACAAGAAGGCUUAACUCCUCGUGGAGGGCUAACUCCUAAACCUGUGCUUGGUACAACUCCUGGUAGAACUCCACUACGUGAUAAACUGAACAUCAACCCAGAAGAAGGAAUGGCAGAUUACAGUGACCCAUCUUAUGCAAAACAAAUGGAGAGAGAGUCUCGUGAACACUUGCGCCUUGGACUCAUGGCCCUUCCUGCUCCAAAGAAUGACUUUGAGAUUGUUUUACCUGAAAAUGCGGAAAAGGAACUUGAGGAACAUGAAAUAGAUGAAACCUUUGUAGAGGACACUGCUGAUAUAGAUGCCCGCAAGCAGGCUCUCCGAGAGGCAGAACGUGCAAAAGAACUGAAGAGAAUGCACAAAGCUGUUCAGAAGAAUCUACCACGGCCUUCUGAAGUUAAUGAAACAAUAUUGAGACCCUUAAAUGUGGAACCACCUCUAACAGACUUGCAGAAAAGUGAAGAGCUAAUAAAGAAAGAAAUGAUUACUAUGCUUCAUUUUGAUCUUUUACACCACCCAUUUGGAGAGCAGCCUAGUGGUAAGAAGGGGAAAGGCCCGGGAUUUGGAAGCAACAAUGCAGAACAUAUGGCUUACUUGGAACAAAAUCCUUAUGAGAAGUUCUCCAAAGAGGACCUCAAGAAGGCACAGGAUCUACUGGCACAAGAGAUGGAAGUGGUAAAGCAAGGAAUGGGGCACGGAGAGCUCUCAAGUGAAGCUUAUAACCAGGUGUGGGAAGAAUGUUACAGUCAAGUGUUAUACCUGCCUGGACAGAGUCGCUACACAAGAGCUAACUUGGCCAGCAAAAAAGACAGGAUAGAGUCUCUUGAAAAGAGGCUUGAGAUAAACAGAGGUCACAUGACAACUGAAGCAAAGAGGGCUGCCAAGAUGGAGAAAAAGCUGAAGAUCUUGCUUGGUGGUUAUCAGUCUCGGGCAAUGGGCCUCAUUAAGCAAUUGAAUGAUUUAUGGGACCAAAUUGAACAGGCACAUCUGGAGCUACGUACGUUCGAGGAACUGAAGAAACAUGAAGAUGCUGCAAUCCCUCGGAGACUGGAGUGUCUGAAGGAAGAUGUGCAACGACAGCAGGAGAGAGAAAAGGAGCUCCAGCAGAGAUUUGCUGACUUCAUGUUGGAUAAAGAGACAUUUCAAGCAAAGUAUUAAAGCGCAAAAUUCUGUUCGUCGCUGAUGUAACAUUUUUAAGAUGUACAGAUCCAGCAGCUCUUCCCUACUGUACUGCAGAAAUCAAAUGUAGUCUGCUCUUUGCAUCUUGUCAAGUUUUGUUCAUUUAAUGGACUAUUCAAAAUGCUCUAUGUAUGAAUGGCUUUGGCCAAAAUUAAAAAUUGAAUUGAAAUGGCCAAAAUUUUAUUAAAAAGAAACAACAAA
Messenger RNA from Neopsephotus bourkii (Bourke's parrot), 2753 nucleotides. RefSeq names its product cell division cycle 5 like (gene CDC5L). Gene Ontology annotation, biological process: mRNA splicing, via spliceosome; regulation of transcription by RNA polymerase II. Gene Ontology annotation, cellular component: Prp19 complex; spliceosomal complex. The transcript is spliced from 16 exons. Bases 123 to 2531 code for a protein of 802 amino acids. Lineage: Eukaryota; Metazoa; Chordata; Aves; Psittaciformes; Psittacidae. The record is from RefSeq and is a predicted model, not a curated record. Gene Ontology annotation, molecular function: RNA polymerase II transcription regulatory region sequence-specific DNA binding; DNA-binding transcription factor activity, RNA polymerase II-specific.